This is a messenger RNA of Diversispora eburnea, 5091 nucleotides long. The record is from the annotation of a GenBank genome assembly. Lineage: Eukaryota; Fungi; Glomeromycota; Glomeromycetes; Diversisporales; Diversisporaceae.
AUGGUAAGCAAAAGAUUCAAAAAAACUAUUAUAUCUUCUACUUAUAAUUCUCAAUACCAACUUAACACUAAUGAUGAUGAAUCAUUAUUUAUUAUUAUUAUUAAUAAUAAUAAAGAUGAACAAGAAUAUAUGGAAAUGAAAUCGUCACCUGAUUUAAUAGCUGAUGAUUAUUCAAUAUCUCAAAAAGAACCAUCAAUGCAUUCAAAUUCAGUGCAUGAAAAUUAUUAUUAUUCUUCCUCAGAUAAUCCUUUGAGUGGAAAGUCACUUUUUGUCUUUGGUCCAAAUAAUCCAAUUAGAAGAUCUCUUUAUUUCAUUUUGAAUAAUCCAUGGUUAGAAACCUUUAUAUUAUGUUUAAUUAUUACCAAUAUUAUUUUAUUGAUUGUUGAUUCUUGGACUCCUCCACCUGACGGUGUUAAUCCUCGUAGAACAACUUGGGGGAGUUCUAUUAUUGAUUAUAUGUUAUUGUCAAUAAACAAUAAUCAAUAUGUUUCACGAGUUAUCGCCCAAAAUUUAGGCUUCAAAUCAGCAUUCCUUCGACAUUCUUUUAAUCGACUUGAUUUGAUAGCCGUAACAUCUUAUUGGAUAGAUUUGUUACUCAUAUUUUUUGGAAUACAACAUUUUUACUUAUUUAAAUCAUUAUCAACUCUUAGAAGUUUAAGACUUUUAGCCAUAACUAGUGGUGGAUCCACUAUAUUACAAUCAUUGAAAAAAGCUGCUCCAUUAUUAAUAAAUGUGGCUUCUUUCAUUGGUUUCUUUUUCGUUCUUUUCAGUAUUAUUGGUGUACAAGCUUUUAAAGGAUCAUUAGGUAGACGCUGUGUUUGGAUUAAUCCAAAUAAUGGUAGCAAUUUUACAUUGGAAGAACAAUAUUGUGGUGGUUAUAAAAAUGAUAGUAUCACUUAUCCAUUUGAUGGAUCUUCUUUGUCUUAUGCCAAAGGAUACAUUUGCCCUGUUGGACAAAUUUGUAAGGAAGUAGGAAAUCCUUCAAAUGGUUUAAUUUCUUUUGAUAAUGUUGGAUUUUCCAUGAUACUGGUUUUUCUUAUUGCUUCAACAUCAAAUUGGUCAGAUCUUAUGUACAAUAUAAUAGAUUCCGAAUUUAUGUGGUCAUGCAUAUUUUUCAUAAUAGCUAUUAUUGUAUUAAAUUUUUGGUUACUUAACUUAUUCGUGGCUGUAAUAACUAGUAUAUCAACUCCUAUUUUAUUAGAAGAAGAGGAAGGAUGGUCUUUUCAAGAUGAUUUAUUUGUUAUGGCAUAUAGAACAGCUUAUAUGAGUCCUGAAUUUGCUUCAUUUUUAGAUCAUACAGAAUUAACUUUCACAAUAAUCUUAGCUAUUGAAAUAUUAUUAAGAAUUUGUUCAUAUCAUCCGGAUUAUUCUCGAUUCUUAUAUUCCAAGAAAAAUACGGUGGAUUUUUUUUUGGUCGUGAUCACAUGUGUUAUCCAAGUUCCAGUAGUUAAAAAUUCACCAGCUUAUUCAUGGUUAACAGCAUUUCAAAUUGCUAGAGUGUAUCGUGUUGUAAUUGCAAUUCCUCGAUUAAGAAAUAUGUUGAUGAGAGUGUUGGGAAGUGUGGCUGGUAUUGCAAAUUUGAUUUUCUUUAUUUUGAUGGUAAAUCUAUUUGCUGCAAUAGCUGGAUUGCAAUUGUUACAGGGAUUUAUUCCAAAUGAUGGCACAAAUCUAAUUACUUUUGCUGACAUUUUCAAUAGUUUUAUAGCAUUUUAUCAGCUAUUUUCUGGAUCAGAUUGGACAACAGUGUUUCGUAAUGUAUUGGAGUAUUAUUCUAAACUUGGGAAUACCGUGACGGCUAUUAUAGCUGCUUUAUUCUUAAUGGCAUACAUCGCUGUAUCCAAUUCGGAAAAUUUUGAAAUAGUUGAAGAAGAAAAACAUUUAAAACAGAUUCAAGCAUUUAAACAAAAAUCCGUUCCAUCGGUAGAUAAAGAUGAUGUCAUGUAUCGAUGGAAUUUUUAUCGAUAUUUUGAAUCUAAACCGAAAGCAAUUUCGGUUGAUAGUAUUCCUUCUAAUUUAAUUUUACCUACCCAAAAAAAUGAUGAAAUUACUUUACUUGAACGAAAAUCAGAAAGACCAAGUUUACAUUAUGAGGAAACUAAAGGAAAUGUUGAUACAAUAAAUGAACCAAUAACGGAACAACAACAUAAUGAGACAUUUAUUGAUGAUUAUCAAGAACGUCAAGCUCUUAAAGCUGAUUUUAUUGCAGCUCAUCCUGAUUACGAUGCUUCCCUUUGGCUUUUUUCUUCUCGUAAUCGUUUUAGACGUUUUUGUCAACGUUUGGUACCUUCUAGUUAUGGUCGACGUGUUCAAGGUUUACCUCCUUCCCAAACUUUAAGUUUUAUAUUUAGUGCAUUCAUUUAUGUUUGUAUCGUGGCAAAUGUUAUUCUUGCUACUAUCGUGGUUCCUUCUUAUCAAAAACAAUAUUUUCAAGAAAAUGUAAUUGCUGAUGGAUUCUUAUUAACCCCAAAUGCCGUUUUACUUAAUGUUUGGAAUGUUCUGGAUUUAUUCGUACUUACCACUUUAUAUGCUAAUAUUAUUAUUGGUCCAACUAGUAGAUUUGGGGCUCCAAAAAUUAUUCGAUCAUUUAAAUCACUUCGAGCUUUAAGAUUAAUUAAUUUAAAUAACAAAAUUAAAGAUACUUUUUAUUCCAUUUUAAUAGCUGGAGCUCCAAGAAUUUUUGAUGCAUUAUUUUUAACACUUUGUUUAAUUAUUCCAUUCGCUAUUUAUGGUACAAAUAAUUUUGCCGGAUAUUUAUAUAGUUGUAAUGAUGAUUUCGAUAUUAAUAAUAUUAAUGAUUGUGUAGGGGAAUUUGAAACUUCCCCAUUUAAUUGGAAUUAUUUAGUUCCAAGGAUUUGGGCUAAUCCUUAUCAAUAUAGUUUUGAUUCAUUUAAAUAUAGUUUAUUAAUUUUAUUUGAAGGAGUAUCAGGAGAAGGUUGGAUUGAUGUAAUGGAAUCCGCUAUGCAAAUUACUGGAAGGGAUCAAAGUCCUAAACCUAAUUCUAGUAAAUGGAAUGCAUUAUUCUUUUUGGUAUUUAAUUUAAUUGGAUCCGUAUUUGUUAUAACCGUAUUUAUUAGUGUGAUCAUGGCCAAUUUUCAAAAGAAAUCAGGGGCGGCUUAUUUAACCGAAGAACAAAAGAGAUGGAUUGAUUUAAAGAAAUUACUUAAACAAAUUAAACCAUCCAAGAUACCCAAGGAUCGACCCAAUAAUUCAUUUAGAGCUUUUUGUUAUGAUUAUGCAUGUCGGAAAAGAGGAUUAUUAUCAAAUAUUAUGAUAGGAAUUUAUAUAAUGCAUAUCCUUUUACUUAUGACCGAAUUUUAUAAAGCUCCAAGAUGGUGGGAAUUAGUGAGAACCAUAGUUUUCUUAUUAUUUAUUGGAAUCUAUAUAUUAGAAAUUACAAUGAAAUUAUCAGGAUUAGGUUGGAAAGUAUUUAAAUCGAAUCAUUGGAAUUUAUUUGAUUUGGUGGUAAUUGCGGGAGCAACCAUUACAACUGUAUCAAAUUUAGCUUUCACAAGAACUGACUUAACUUUUCAAUCACAAACAAGAACUGAUUUAACUAUUCAAUCACAAACAAUAACCGAUUUAAUUAUUCAAUCACAAAAAAUAUUUUUAUGUUUAAUUACAUUUAAAUUAUUUCAAAAAAGAAGUUUGCCUUCAAUUUUCAAUUUAUUUGCUGUUUGGUUUAUAGUAUUUGUCAUAUAUUCAAUAAUAUUUAUGGAAAUUUUCGGACUUACGAGAUAUGGACCAAAUGGAAGUGAUUAUGUGAAUUUCCGUUAUUUUAAUACUGCCAUGUUAACACUUGCUAGAAUGUCAACUGGGGAAGGAUGGAAUUUAGUAAUGCAUGAUUUUACCGUCAAAUCACCAAACUGUGUUCAAGAUGAAAAUUUCUUAAAUAAUGAUUGUGGAAGUCCUGCUUGGGCAUAUUUUUUAUUUAUCACAUGGAAUGUACUCUCAAUGUACAUCUUCGCUAAUAUGUUUAUCGGUUUAGUAGGAGAUAAUUUUUCUUAUUGUUAUCAAAUUGCUGCCGAAUUUUCUUUAGUUAAUCCUUGGGGUAAUUCUGAUAUCAAUAGAACUGGUUACAUAAAAAGUGAAGAUUUUGGUAAAUUCUUUGCGAAACUUGAAGGAGCUUUUGAAGUUCGAAUUUAUGAAGAAGAAUUUCAAAUACCAAAUUUAAUAAAAAAUUCAUUAGUAUUACAUAGUCAUCCCCCUGACUAUAAUCUAUCAGAUUGUUUCUUUUGUAAAAGUAAAACAAAUCUUUUAACCGUGGGAAAUCUUGAUGUCAGAAAAUUAGAACAAAAUCUUGAGAAUAUUAGUUUAUCUCACGUUUACCGACGAAAAAAGAUUUAUGAUAUGGUUUAUCAUGAAGCACUGUUAUCAACUGAAAAAGAUUUACUUGGAAAUGAAAAGGGAAUUUCAUUUACAAAUAUGCUUUUACUUUUAGCUUAUUAUAAGUUUGCCUCUGAUGAUAAAUGUUUAGAAAUCAAUGAGUUCGUAAAGAGAAAACUCAAAUUAGAAAAAGUAAAAGAUAGCGUUCACAUGGAUCAAGUGAAAUCUUUAUUAAGAACUAUUUAUUGGCAAAAGAAAUACAAAUCUUUGAUAGAAAUUAAAAGAGCCAAAGAAAGAACCACCAUCACAAGUGAAAAAGGAUUUGUUCCACUUAUUAUGGUUAAUAACAGUCCAGAAGCUCAAUCAACUCUUCCCACCCUUAAAAUCGACACAUUACCAACCUCAUCAUCUCCUUCCCUUCGAAUAAAUACUUCAAGAAUUGGACAUCAUAUAUCUAUACAAUCUUUACAAUCUUUUCAAUCAAAUUCUCCCACAACUCCAACAACUCAAUCACCAGGUUCUCCUAAUUCCCCGAAUUCAAUGUUUUCUGAAUUUCGUGAUUCGGAAUAUUUUAAUAAUUCGCCCCGAGGUUCAACAGGAGAUUUUGCUCUAUCAUUUGGAGGAGGAACUAGCAUUAAUUUUAUAGAUGCUAAUAGUACUGAUAUGGAUGAAAUGACGGCUGGUCAGAUUCUCAAUAGUCUCCAAAGCAAUCAUUGGCAUGAUGCAUUACGAGAAAUAUCACAAGACGAGAAUAGAAAUGAUUCAUAA